AUUUUAUUUUACACCUAAUUUUUUUAAAUAAUCUUAUGCUUCCUUUAUUAUAUGUCCCAUAGUAUAUGAAUUAUCCAUAACUCAAUCUUUAAUAGUUCUAUAUGCUACCGACUACCACGUACGCAUUGCAAACUCCCAAAAAGGAAACUUGUGAUCAGGCCUCCCAAUUCCCAGAGCCAAGCUUAUUUGAAUCAAGGCUAAUGAGUAAUACAGUAAAAUGUGAAGAAGCAGUUGAAAAAGAAUUAAAGCUACUCCUCAUAUACCUAUCCAAAAAUAUUUCCUUAUUGAAAGAUAGUGUAUUUGAUGAGUUUGUGUUUGAAAAUUUAAGAACCUUGUCCUCCUUGUAAAAAGACCUUCCAGACAUGAUUAAAUAACGAUAUAUCUUAAUGAAUAAAACAAAAGAAGAAAUGACCAAAUUCAUAAUCAGGAGAUGCUUUCUCUUUAUCAAAAGCCAAAUUCACUAUGAAGAAAAGGAAGGAUUUACUGCUGAAGAGAGGGAUAGAAUGUUUUAUAAUUCUUUCUUCUCCGAUGACAAAGAAUUCAUGAAAUCUCAUUUGAAAGAAUCUAUUGACGAUAUGAUCCCAUUUAGAAAAGAUUCUAAGAUGAAAACGAUGAAUGACAUUUAUUUAAAAAGAUUAUUUGAGUCAGAAAGGUUCUCCAAAUAUUAUUCCUUAUUUUUAACCCAUUUCAAGGAUAUUUGCAUGAAUGAAAAUGAAGAGAAGAUUUAAAAUAUGAGCAAAUAAUUCUUCAAAAUUAUUGUGGCAAGGGAUUAUGGAAAAAUUAAAACAUAUAGAAGAUUCCCCUGGAAAGAUCAUGAAUUGGUCCAGUGUUAGGAGAGAGCCAAAACAUUGUACUCAUAAUAUUCUAAUUCGCAUAUUAAAAAAACAAAAAACAAAUUUCAUUCAAAAUGUGAUUCUCAUUAUUCAGUUUCUUUGGAAAAGUCCUCUUAAUCUUAAAAUUGAUUUGAUAUUAUUCAUUUAAAGCCAUCUUUAAAAAAUUUUA
This is a messenger RNA of Paramecium tetraurelia, 1002 nucleotides long. RefSeq lists its product as uncharacterized. The record is from RefSeq and is a predicted model, not a curated record. NCBI's taxonomy places the organism in Eukaryota, Ciliophora, Oligohymenophorea, Peniculida, Parameciidae. The transcript is spliced from 5 exons.